AUGAUGAGGAAUUCGGUUGCUGGUUUUGCAGUCGCCCUAGGCUUGUCCUCAUCAUGUCUUGGUGCCGAGACGAAGGAAUGCAAAACGGACACCAGCGUGAAUGAGGACAUCGCGACAACCCUUCACGUUCACAAUUCUGAGCAACUAGAUUCGUUCGAGGGAUGCACUACAUUGAACGGACACAUAGUUAUUGAAUCCGACUAUGAGGGUGAUUUCGUCUUGAACGAAGUGACUAACUUUCACGGAAACAUUUCCACGGUCGAGAAUGGUACAGCAGGGUUGGGCCUAUUCGAGCUGCGCGAUCUCAACGAGAUCGAUCAUAUACACCUGCUCGGUCUUAUUGGCGAUGUUAACUUACCGAAGCUCGAAAGCACGGGUGAUAUCGAGCUCGUACAAAUGUCGGCUAAUGGGUCAAUUGACUUGAGUUCUUUGGCCGAAGCUAAUGAUGUUUCAAUUCUCACUUUGGGUACUCAAUUUUGCGCUUCCCAGGAUUGUUCCAUCUAUGGGCCUGACAGAACAUUCCCCUACAUUGACGUCGACCUACCAUUGCUCGAGAAAACGGACUACUUCGAAGUUGCAGGGACGGUAAAAAGGUCUGGCAUCUUCUCCCCGAAGAUGAAAUUCCUGCUGAUAUUGUACUCUCCCAGGCAGGGCCUGCGGAUCAAUAUCGAAAGCACAAAUGACACGCUUGAUUUCAACGCUCCAAAGCUCCACACGCUGAAUGGGUCAUUUGAGGCCUACGGCGGCUUAUCAAGUCUAAGCCUUGGCUCUCUGGGCAAUACUACAGCACGCACGACGCUGAAUACAGACACACCCCUCGCUUUCUACUCCACUAUACAGACAGCCCAACAUUUUUACGUCUGGGGAAAACUACGCAGGUUUGUGAGCCAUGUCCCGAAUCCUGGGAUUGCCUAG
Penicillium cosmopolitanum is the source of this 915-nucleotide messenger RNA. RefSeq lists its product as uncharacterized. Bases 1 to 915 code for a protein of 304 amino acids. The record is from RefSeq and is a predicted model, not a curated record. Lineage: Eukaryota; Fungi; Ascomycota; Eurotiomycetes; Eurotiales; Aspergillaceae. The transcript has 5 exons.